Molecule: messenger RNA, 2240 nt
Organism: Anguilla anguilla (European eel)
Lineage: Eukaryota; Metazoa; Chordata; Actinopteri; Anguilliformes; Anguillidae
Gene: egln1a
Product: egl-9 family hypoxia-inducible factor 1a
Exons: 5
Coding region: 508-1575 (355 amino acids)
Biological process (GO): cellular response to hypoxia; peptidyl-proline hydroxylation to 4-hydroxy-L-proline
Cellular component (GO): nucleus; cytoplasm
Molecular function (GO): peptidyl-proline 4-dioxygenase activity; ferrous iron binding; L-ascorbic acid binding
Source: RefSeq, a predicted model, not a curated record
GUUGACGUGAACGCAGCCCGCGUGUCUCGAUUUUGCAAUAACGUGGCUCCAGGCAAGGCGUAGCCGCCAGCUCGCGAGCCUACACAGCGUAGGCAACGAACUGAACUACCCUUUACUGCUGGGCUCCAAGCGGCCCUACCCUCGGCACACUGACGUCAGUGGCGGGGUGUGUUCGGAGGACGUGCAGAGCUCUUGUGGAGAAGGGCGCCAUGCGGCUCUGUCAAAGUGGCCGUGAGUCAUGACCGUUUUUAUGUCCAAAGACUGCCCAAGAUGCGGCGACCGAAUUGCCCGAAUCGAAUAUCUCAUUAACGCACGGAGAGCUUAUCCUAUCGCGUAUGAUGAAACGGUUUGGUCGUGAUGCGGACAAACUGGUUUCGCGCUUGGCUUGUUGUGGUGUUGGUGGUGGUGGUGGAUCACUUCAAAACUUAGCAGCUGGACGCGUGGAACCCGUUGGACUUAAAGGGCAGCGGCUGCUCUGCACCCGUGGAAAAGCAAGGGGCCGUGGACAUGGACAGAGUACGCCAGUAUUGCGAGCUCUGUGGGAAAAUGGAGAACUUGCUCAGGUGCGGCAGGUGCCGAAACUCCUUCUACUGCAGCAAGGAGCACCAGAAACAGGAUUGGAAAAAGCACAGACGCAUUUGCCAGCAGCCCGAAACAUCAAACAUUCCCCCACUGACCGGUCCACAGCCGAUGUCUCCAGCUGAAUCAGAGGUUCAGAAGACUGACAGCACGGCGUCUCUGAGCGCCUCGCGCAGAGAAAGAGUGAGAGAUUUUAGCACAUAUUCGGAGAGCUCGGAUACCACUGAGAAGCGAACCGGAGCCGGCAUAAACGAUAACAGAAAACCCAAGGAACAGAACAAGUCUCCUCCGCAAAAACUAGCCAUGGAGUAUAUUGUUCCGUGCAUGAAUAAGCACGGCAUAUGUGUUGUAGACAACUUUCUUGGAGAAGAUACCGGACUGUGCAUUCUAGAGGACGUAAUAGCUCUCCACAAAUCCGGUAAAUGUACCGACGGGCAGCUGGUCAGUCCGAGAAGUGAUUCUGCGAAAGACAUACGAGGAGACAAAAUAGCGUGGAUAGACGGAAAAGAGCCUGGUUGUGAAAACGUCAGCUUUCUGUUGAACCGCGUGGACGACCUGAUCCGCCACUGUAACGGCAAACUGGGAAACUACACAAUUAACGGAAGGACAAAAGCAAUGGUGGCCUGUUACCCUGGCAACGGAACAGGAUACGUGCGCCAUGUGGAUAAUCCAAAUGGGGAUGGGAGAUGUGUCACGUGUAUAUAUUACCUAAAUAAAAACUGGGAUGCCAAGGCGCACGGGGGUCUCCUGCGCGUGUUUCCGGAAGGCCGAGCCCAGUUUGCCGAUAUCGAGCCCAGGUUUGACCGGCUGCUGCUCUUCUGGUCCGACAGACGCAACCCUCACGAGGUUCAGCCCGCCCACGCCACCAGGUACGCUGUAACCGUGUGGUAUUUCGAUGCCAAUGAAAGAGCCAAGGCCAAGGAGAAGUACCUAACGAGUCCUGGGGAAAAAGGUGAGAAGAUCAGCCUGAAUAAACCUUCGGAUUCCAACGACUAACUGUCAGAAACAUCUUGGAGAAUGAACUAUCCGAUGAAGGAGUGUACGGAUGAGUAGUUCAGGAGCUCUGCCAUGUGGAAUGCGCUCAGCCCACCGUCUGACCUGGAGUGACCUGGAAUGCUGUGGCACAUUCCAACAUGAACAUUGUUCCCAUGAAGGUUCCCGUACGGCUGGAUACGGCUGGAUAGAGGGAACUCUGCUCCUGCGGAUAGUCAGGACAGGAGGAGCGCCUGGUUCAUCUGUGUUUACAGUCCUGGGUCCUGCUUUCCUGCUUUGACUUGUGAAGAGAGGAUACAGUUUUCCUGUGCAUGUGUGAGGAGUUAACACAUCUGGAUGGAGUCGGUUUUCCAGGUGUUUGGGUUUUGGCAGAUGUUCAGAUGUAACGCUGUCUGGAUAAGCUGCUUUUUUCCCCACACGGAACCGUUGCUUGUGACCAUGGUGCAGAGGCGGAGCUUUGAUCACACCUGGGCUAAUGCUGUCUGGGGUCACAGGUCACCACAGUCUUAAACAGAAACCAACACCUACUUAUCUUUAGUGAUCUACAUUUACAAUAAUAUCAUGGUUUUUUACUUUGCCGUUCAAUCCUGCCAAGUAAUCAGUAUUUUGUUGUUGUUGGUGUUGUUUUCUUUAACCGUCAUUGCAGUGGGGUAGGUGUGGGGGUUGGG